AUGCAUGUUAGACCAGACAGACCCCUAGUCGUCAAGUGCGCCUUCGAUAGAUGGAACAAGCGGAUAAGCUUUGCUUCCGCUAGGAAUUGCUCAUACGAGCUGCUGAGGAACAGAGUUGAGCAGUGUUUCUCACUUUAUGCGACUUCAUAUGUGAUUGCGUACAAGGACGAUGACGGCGAAAUCACCGAUAUCACCACAGAAUCCGAUCUCACAGAAGCCAUUCAAUACUUCCAGGCUGGAUCUGAUGAUCCUCCGCUUUCCUCUGCAGCAUCAAUUCUAUCUGGCCGCAGCUUCGGAAGCAGACGGAUAACGCUACGUGUUCACAUCACUGUUGAUUACGAUGGCCCGAGCCUAAGCGACACAUCAAGUCUCGCCAGCAUGGAAGAAUACAAAGGCCGUAACAGGAGCGAAGGCGAAUUAAGCUGGUCCGUUGGAGGAGGGGAAGUUGACGAUGAUUCAGUGACAGUGAGCUCGAGAGAUACCAAUUGGCGCUUUGCAAAAGGGUCGACAGUGCACCCUAUCACACCGCGUUCGGAUGACUUGGUCAAACAUCAAGACUCGUUUUCUAUACCCGAGAACAGUGUUACCGGUUGUUCGGCAUCCCAAAGAGAUUCGACAGCGGUGGAAGAUCAAACAAUGCAUGACGAGGGUCCAUUCGCAGACAAUCACCAGUUCUUCACUGAAGAACGCGUUCUAGAAGACCCUGUAGUUGCAUUUGAACGACUCAAGCUCCAGGAGCACCCUGAUGCGUCAGCAUCUGACAUGGCCCCUUCACAUCGGUCAUGCUCUCCUACGCCGAUUGACAUAGCAUUGGCGCGUUCUGCUCAGGACAGAGGGGCGGCGUGGUUGCGCGAUCAAAAUGCGCGCACAAUCAAAGCCAUGCUCGGGGCAACACCUGAGCCCUCGGAAUCUGAUUCGAGGUCAAUAUCAUUAACAUAUUCUGACGAGCACAUUCCAUCUAACAACAUGGAUGGGGAUCUUGCACUGGAACGAGAUCCUCGCGGGAAAUACUACUACUCGUAUACUGGUGCAAGUUCUACGACACAUGACUCGGGUUACGAGGACAAUUUGAGUGUAAAGUAUGACGCUGACCCCUUUAACGGUUCGCCCCCGCGGCCAAACAGCAUGCAGCUUACGUGGAUUGCUUCGCAACAAAAGCUAGCAGAUAAUGAUCAUUCCGAUAACAUCCCUGAUUCAUAUAAGCGUUUUCCCCCACUCUCCUCCAAAUCUGACCAAGCUCCAUACCCAAUCGCUCCCGACAUUCCACCAGAGGUGCUCCAGUUUGUUGCACCUCCAGGACCUCCUCCAGGCUCGCUCACUACUUGUUCAGACUGUGGAGUCAUGCUAGAUGGCAUUCGGUACGUCUGUGCGGUGUGUGGUGAGAAGGAACCUCUGGCAAGCAUCGUGCUCCGCAACGGUUCAGACUCUGAUCUAGGCAAAGGAAAGGCCAGAGACUUAGAGCCAUUACAUUCUUAUCCCCCUCAUCCUCAUCACACACUCCUGUCAUCUUCACCAUCCCCAUCUACGUUCUUCGACUCUGUCACAUUAAGCGGGUCACCGCAGACGCGCAGCGAACACAAACACAACAAGCCACUCCCUUCCUUACCCGGUUCCUCUUCGUCAAGCCCUACAUUAUAUAGUGCACGGUCAGGUUUCAGAUUUCGCCAUGGAUCCGAGUCGUCUACUAUGGGCUUUGAACUGUGCUCGGGAUGUGUUGAAUCGGCUGGCGUGAUACAUGCGCUUCGUGCAAGCACGGAGCGGCGGAAUGGAUCAGGUGCAGAAUCGUCUCCGGAAGACGAUUUAUCAUCGUGGAGUCGCUCCGCUCCCAGACAGAAAGGCCAGCUCAGACAUGCGUAUUUUGAAAAGGUCUGGGGCCAUCAUGGAUGGGAAGACGUAGAGCAAGAUGAUAUGCAUAUCUGUAAAUGUUCGACUUGCAAUUCAGCCAUCGCGAACCAGCGGUAUAAAUGUACAUCAUGUCAGAAAUUCAAUCUAUGUCGAGCGUGUUACAGCCAAGUCCACGAUAUACACCCUUCACAUGCAUUCCUGGUAGUCACGGAAAAGUCUGUUAGGUCUAGAAGUGAACCAGAAUAUUCACAUGCUCUACCAAUGAUAAUGUCAAACGACAAUAAUGAGGAACGUUCUAUGAAACAUCCCGGCGUCAAGUGUGCACAUUGUUUACAGGAUAUUCUUGGUGCCCGAUUCCACUGCGCGAUCUGCGACUCCAUCGACAUUUGCUCCAAUUGCGAGUCUGCAGGACUUCCAGGCAAUUUGGACUCCUCGGACGGGGGGCACAUAUCCUCGCAUAUUAUGAUAAAGAUUCCCUAUCCACUCGAAACAACAGAAGUGCAAACGGCCAGCCGCCGUGCCAUCCAUUUAUGGACAGGCAGGGACGCAGCACAUGUUUUGACUGCAUCCCGCUCCAAACCAGGCUCCGUAUACUCUUCAUAUGCUCAGACGGUCGUUGGCUCGAGACAUGCCCGAAGUGCGCUCGAUGGCGAGUCGCUGAACCACCACUUGUCCUGCAAGGGCUGCAACCAGACAAUAAUUGGUACACGGUAUCAAUGUGCUACAUGCCCCUCUUCACCCACUGCAUAUAGCUUGUGCCAAUCAUGCGAGCAGAAGUCAUAUGCCGUCCAUGACCCAAUGCACUCUUUUUUCAAGAUACCGAGACCUGUUAAUGUACAACUCGAGUCACCGUCUGGUUUCCUUCCGAAACUGUACAAGGUCCCGGCAGGUCCUGUUGGUGGCCUCGCACCCAACGCAGAUCCACAAGAGCAUCUCUAUCAUUUGGUUCACUCCACGGCGCUUUGCGAUCGCUGUAUGGAGCGUAUUCAAGGAGCAUGGUACCGUUGUGCGUAUUGCGCGAAAGACCUAUGUGGAGAAUGUGAAUCUCUUGACACUCAUGACGAGACGCACAUAUUUGUUGUAUUUAAGGCACCUGUCGACAUGGUUCAAUUCCGGCGAUUCGCAAACCUGGAAAACCCCAACGACAGCCCGCCUAUUAUCCCUUUCCCAGUGUACUGCUAG
This is a messenger RNA of Suillus fuscotomentosus, 3027 nucleotides long. RefSeq lists its product as uncharacterized. The record is from RefSeq and is a predicted model, not a curated record. Gene Ontology annotation, biological process: aggrephagy; endosome organization; mitophagy. The transcript is spliced from 13 exons. Gene Ontology annotation, molecular function: protein kinase C binding; K63-linked polyubiquitin modification-dependent protein binding; zinc ion binding. Lineage: Eukaryota; Fungi; Basidiomycota; Agaricomycetes; Boletales; Suillaceae. Bases 1 to 3027 code for a protein of 1008 amino acids. Gene Ontology annotation, cellular component: amphisome; aggresome.